AUGACAGACUCUGGUGACGUUGAUAGUGGUGGUAGUUCCUCCGUGGUGGUAGUCUCCAAGAUAACUCCCGAGGAUCUGAAGUUUGAUAAGGACGGAGUGAUAAUCAUCUCGGAUGAGGAAUCUCGUUUGGAUGCUCUGGACGACUUUAAUCAUCCUAGGAUUCGACGAUCCUACAUUCUCCGGGCAUUUCAAAAUGCUGCAAAAUCUUCUUCCUUAUCCAUUUCCUUUGAGACUCCUUCUUCUUCAUCGGAAUCCUCAUUAUCCUUACAAGAAUUGUACAAGGAUACCCAGAAUGUGGCCUUGUUGAAGUUUUUGGAGUCUGCGUGGCAACAAUGGAGUGAUCUAGGCGAACAGGGUCGCGAUCCCAUGGCCUCCUUGAAUAGCACGACGACACAAAAUGACAAGAAGAUAGACAAUACCCACACUAAUAGCAUUCCGGCAUUGAUCCCUGGAAAUACCCCGCUUCCACGAGACCCCCACCAACGACCCAGUCGAAACGUCAUGGGACAAAUGGGAUAUUACUGUACCGACAAUUGUACUCCCAUCUUUGGACAACUACUGUCGGAACUACAAGAAGAUGCCGCCAUUGUACAACACGCCUUACAAUUGGCGACGUCUCAGCCACAAGCCGUCGUCUAUGCCAUUCCCACGCAUCCCGGUCAUCAUGCCGCCACCGAUUCCUUUGGUGGAUAUUGUUACCUCAAUCAAGCCGCCCAUGCCGCCCAGACACUCUUACAACAACAAAACGCCUAUGAAAGAGUGGCCAUUCUCGAUAUCGAUUAUCACUGCGGCAAUGGUACGGCAUCCAUCUUUUACAAUCAUCCACACGUCCUGGUGGCGUCCAUUCAUUGUCAUCCCGAUCACGAUUAUCCCUUUCACAGUGGCUUUACCGAGGAUAACAAUGAAACCACCUAUCAUGCUCCACUGCCUCCUGGAGCCACGUGGGAACAACACUACCAACCCGCCCUCGCUCAGUGUUUGGACCGGAUCUUCGACCAGUUUCAAGCACACGCCCUCAUUGUCUCGAUGGGAUUGGAUACCUUGCAGGGAGAUCCCGUCACACUGCGACGGGCGGGAUUUGCCAUGACACCGCCCGAUUACACACCCCUGGGUCGCAUGAUUGGGAGUAGACUGCACGGCGCUACUAGUAGUAUCCCUUGUUUGGUCCUGCAAGAAGGGGGAUACAAAAUGAACGAAUUGGGACCAGCGGCGGCCGAUGUGGUACUGGGGAUUGCCGAAGCACGACAGCAACAGACCAAGGAGUUAUCAUAA
Molecule: messenger RNA, 1272 nt
Organism: Seminavis robusta
Lineage: Eukaryota; Bacillariophyta; Bacillariophyceae; Naviculales; Naviculaceae
Source: the annotation of a GenBank genome assembly